Penicillium canescens is the source of this 1437-nucleotide messenger RNA. RefSeq lists its product as uncharacterized. The coding region runs from base 1 to 1437 and encodes 478 amino acids. The record is from RefSeq and is a predicted model, not a curated record. Lineage: Eukaryota; Fungi; Ascomycota; Eurotiomycetes; Eurotiales; Aspergillaceae. The transcript has a single exon.
AUGAUGGUCCCUAGAGCCUUCCUCUUUAGCUCAGCACCGCCGCAGAAGCCCUUUCAGUCUGGCAUGAAGCCAUUUCCUUCUUCGGAUUAUCCCGACCUUCAUGGCCCCGCCACAAAGACCGAGACCCGCAGAUCAAACAGCACCACCCCGGUGGUAAUUCCCCCAAAACGAGGCUCGCGGAUGAUGUCAGGGCGUCAAGACAGUCGGUCUCGUACUCUUUCCAAAACAUCCGAAGCUUCUCGUCGAUCGUCUUCUAGUUCAUCUAGUGAACGCCACAUUCCUACGUCAUUCACCUCGAUGCUAGAUGCGACGGCCAUCCCCGUACCACGACGAAACUGGUCUACACGCAGGCCAAGGAAACUUCCUCGCGGCAACCAUGUCGAGGAUUUCAACCGGAUGCUGCGGGAAAAUGUCCGAGCCAAAGAUCAUUUCCUCGAUGGAACCAGCAACUCCCCUCUGGACAUCCUUCUCAGUCCACCUGAUGAAGACCACGACAAACUCAUCGGCAACGAAUCUGAGCAAGAAAGUCAGUUGUCGCUCAGAUCGAUAUCAAGUGAUUCGAUGCCCUCACUAGAACACGGCCUCGUAUCACCGUCCAGCCUGCCUCAGCCACCCACCCCGGGUAGCCAGAAAAGCCCACUGGAAAGGCGACAGCUUCGGUACUUCCAUUCCGAGGAGUGUGCCUCAGACCACCCUCUUCUCGAAACGGAACUUGAUGAAUGUGAAGUCAUCGAAAUCCAAGAGGAUGAUGAGCCUGUGGCUCCUGGUUCAGCCCCUACGAAGCGAUCUGCCUCGUUCGGAUCUUUUCCACGUUUCGGCUCUACAUUCAAGUCCAAUUUGACGGCAUCCUUACGGGCUAUUAAAUUCGCUGCGCACUCAGUCUCCACAUUUGCCACACCCUCCGUUCAACCAGAAGACUUCCUCACUCGGUCUCUCUUUACCAUUGCCCCGGAGUUGACUGAUGAUCGCCGCCCACUUCCGAUGCAGGAAACGCCAUCUCCAGCAUUGCGCAGAUACCUCAACCCAACCCCGAUGUCCCCGGCAGAGAUGCAUGUCUACCACGACCACCCUCACGAGACACUGGAGGCUGCCAGUGCAUGCUCCGUCUCUAUCCAAAUGCAGACCUAUCGCCGGACCGGCGGCCGCAGCCAUCGACGAAACAAUUUCCACAUCGCCAGCCGCGAUAAACGGUUCACAUUCGACCCGGAAGUCCCCCAAAUGUCACGCCAACGUGAACCUCGGGAAAACAGUAACUUCCUCCGCGUGGUCGUCCUGGAAAUGAACAUGCGUCGCUGCGGCAAACUCCGCGAUGACAUCCCUACUCGCGCUCGCAUCUGGCUUCCAGCCCGAAAAACCAACAAUCGCCUGUCAGGCCAAUACGAAGACUGUGACGACAAUGACACUGUUCCGUCUCGUUGGGUCGGUGUCUCAGCCUAG